Molecule: messenger RNA, 540 nt
Organism: Elephantulus edwardii (Cape elephant shrew)
Lineage: Eukaryota; Metazoa; Chordata; Mammalia; Macroscelidea; Macroscelididae
Gene: PLA2G2C
Product: phospholipase A2, group IIC
Biological process (GO): phospholipid metabolic process; fatty acid biosynthetic process; lipid catabolic process
Molecular function (GO): signaling receptor binding; calcium ion binding; phospholipid binding
Source: RefSeq, a predicted model, not a curated record
AUGCCGGAGAGUAUUGUCAAUCUAGAUACAAAGACACCCUGUCGGUACACUCAGCCAGGAAGGGUUGGGCUGGCCCGUCUGGGCGCAGUGGUGGAGAGUUCAGGGGACCCGGCAGGACACAGCCCACAAGGUCAGGCAACCUUGGCCGCGCUCACCUCGCCGCCCCGCUCCAUCUGCCGCUUUGCCUGGCUCCUUGCUCAGUCCCGUUGGCAGUUGACAUCUCCCACCCACAGCAGCUUCUGGCAGUUUCAAAGGAUGGUCAAAUCCUCCGUGACAGGGUGGAGUGCCUUCUUCUCAUACUAUGGAUAUGCCUGCUACUGUGGCCUGGGAGGAAAAGGGACCCCUGUGGAUGACACUGACAGACGUCCAAGUGGAUAUGCCCUGGGUCCUAAUAUUGGCUGUCUCUGGGGGUUGAGAGCCUGUGAGUGUGACUAGCAAUCUGUGUACUGCUUAAAAAAGAACCUGCCCACCCUAUGAGAAAACUCCAAGCAGCUCUUCUCCAGCCGGCCCCGGUGUGGCAGGCACAAGCUCCAAUGCUAA